AAUCCAAGGUAUCACAGAAGAGGGAGGCAAAAACAACCUUGUUGUGGCUUAAAGAAGACCGUUUUCAAGUGUGCGAGUGAUCAGAAAGCGGCUAUUUCGUUUGAUGAGUUGGUGGUGAAAUGAUGAGUUUUGCGUGACAAGGGCCUGAGAAGUUCAUUUAAUUUUGUUCAUUUGACGUCAAAUUAAGCAAAAAUGCUAAAAACAGUGAUUCUCCUGACCAUCAUUGCCAACACCUACCAACAAAGUGUCUUGGAGGGAAUCAUCAACAUCCUCGAGGAGGGCGAAGCCCAAUUUAACCUCGAGCCUGAAGAUGUGCGAAACCUCCUCCCAGAGUACGAUUUUAUCGUAGUAGGCGCCGGGAGCGCCGGCUGCGUCGUUGCCAACCGUCUCUCCGAAAACCCCAACUGGAAAGUGCUACUAAUCGAAGCAGGUCGUACGGAGAACUACCUAAUGGAUAUGCCCAUCCUAGCCAACUACCUGCAAUUCACCGAUUCGAACUGGAAGUACAAAACCACCCCCAGUGGGCGUUUCUGCAUGGGGAUGGACAACCAGCAGUGCAAAUGGCCGAGAGGGAAAGUCGUGGGCGGGUCAAGUGUCCUCAACUACAUGAUCUACACCCGGGGGAACCACCGGGAUUACGACCACUGGGCCGAUUUGGGCAACACAGGGUGGUCCUUCAAAGAGGUCCUCCCUUAUUUCAAAAAAGUGGAAAAUUUCUCCGUCCCCGACUCCCCCUACCCCGAGUACCACUCAAAAGAGGGGUACCUCUCGGUCAGUUAUGCCCCUUUUAAAACCAAGAUCGCCGAUGCCAUUAUAGAAGCCAGUAACCAAAACGGUAUUAAAUCCGUCGAUUACAACGGCCCCAUCCAAGUAGGCGUGUCCCGACUCCAAGUCUCGAUGCGAGAUGGGGUCCGGGAGAGUGCCAGUAGGGCCUACCUCCACCCCAUUCGAAACCGCCCCAACCUCCACGUCAAAAAACUCGCCAUGGUCAGCAAGGUACUAAUCGACCCCAAGACCAAACAAACAAUAGGCGUUGAAUUCUUCCGGGAUGGUACCAGGUACCAGAUCCGGGCCUCGAAAGAGGUCAUCGUCUCAGCAGGUGCCAUAAACUCGCCACAACUCCUCAUGUUGAGCGGAAUCGGGCCCCGGAAACACCUCACCCAGAAAGGUAUUCCGGUACUGUCCAACCUUAAGGUUGGCUACAACCUCAUGGACCACAUCGCCUUGGGCGGUCUCACUUUCAUCAUCAACAAACCGUACUCGCUCAACACCGAAAAAAUGAUAACCACGGAAAACAUGCGACAGUACUUGAACUACCACAAAGGCCCGUUAUCGGUACCCGGAGGCUGCGAGGUCCUGGUCUUCCAUGACCUGAAGAACCCCACGGACCCAGACGGGUACCCCGACAUUGAACUGCUGUUCCAAGGCGGUUCCAUCGUUUCCGACCCCUUACUGCGCAAAGAUUUUGGCAUAACAAACGAACUCUAUGACGCGGUUUACAAACCCAUUGAGGACCUAGACACCUUCAUGGUUUUCCCCAUGUUGAUGAGACCCAAAAGUAAAGGUCGCAUCAUGCUCAAGAACAACAACUACCGGGCAAAACCCUACAUCUACCCCAAUUACUUCGCCUAUGACGAGGACAUGGACACCAUCAUGGGUGGCGUCCAUCUAAUCCUAAACAUCACCCAACAGCCCGCCCUCCAGGCACUCGGUGCCCGCCUCCAUGACAUCCCCAUCCCCCAAUGUGCCAAAUACGGCUUCGCCUCCGACGAUUACUUCAAAUGUAUGGCACGCCAUUUCACCUUCACCAUCUACCAUCAGAGUGGUACUUGCAAAAUGGGGCCACCCAGCGAUAAAAAAGCAGUGGUGGACCCACGAUUAAGGGUUUAUGGUAUUAAAGGGUUGCGGGUUAUUGAUGCCUCCAUCAUGCCUGAAGUACCGGCGGCUCAUACGAAUUCGCCCACUUUUAUGAUUGCGGAAAAAGGGGCCGAUUUGAUCAAAGAAGACUGGGCGAAUAGAAGCUGACAUUUACUGUGAUUCGUUAUUUUAAUUGUAAUUAUAUUAAUUAAAUAAUUUAAAUAAU
Molecule: messenger RNA, 2083 nt
Organism: Tribolium castaneum (red flour beetle)
Lineage: Eukaryota; Metazoa; Arthropoda; Insecta; Coleoptera; Tenebrionidae
Product: glucose dehydrogenase [FAD, quinone]
Exons: 3
Coding region: 193-2025 (610 amino acids)
Molecular function (GO): oxidoreductase activity, acting on CH-OH group of donors; flavin adenine dinucleotide binding
Source: RefSeq, a predicted model, not a curated record